Molecule: messenger RNA, 390 nt
Organism: Coregonus sp. 'balchen'
Lineage: Eukaryota; Metazoa; Chordata; Actinopteri; Salmoniformes; Salmonidae
Source: the annotation of a GenBank genome assembly
AUGAACUUCCUGCGUCGCCGGCUAUCUGACAGCAGCUUUAUAGCUAAUCUUCCUAACGGCUACAUGACAGACCUCCAGAGAUCUGACCCUCCACCGCCUCCCCCCUCUACAGCCACCCCAGGAGUCCCAGCCACAUCCUCAGGACAAGCUCCAGCCCCAGCCCCCAACGCCUCCCCAGCUCCAGAGUGUCGGCCCCAGGCUGCCCCGGCCCCCUCCUCAGGCUCUGGGUUCUUCAGCUCCCUGACCUCCCUGAGUUCCAUCACCAAUGUGGUGAAACAGACAGCAGCUUCAGCUGGCUUGGUGGAUCAGAACCCAGCACCCGGGCCUGGUCCUGUCUCCAUGAGAUUUAAGAUCCUGCUGAUUAUCGACGAGCCGCAGCAUGAGUGGUGA